AAACAAAAACAAAACACGACAGCUUUAGCCCAAAAGACUCCUGAAAAAACAAGCGCACAUUGCAUCCAGAAACACCGCAGCCCGCGAACGUUUGGUCCAGCAAACAGACUGAACAUCCGGGAAACGCAACCUGAUCUGCAAAAGACGUGGAAUGUCUCGUUUCUUUUCUUCCGCCCUUCAAACCCGGUAAUGAUGGAGGAGUAAAAAGCGACAUGAUUGGUGGAUGCAGCCAGUGGAGGAGAAAUGUAAACCCCUUCGUUUUGUUGCAUCGGGGGGGUUGAAAGCCGAACGCUCCCCUCUUGUUUUUCCCUUUCCUUCAAUGACAGCAGGAGCCAGCCGGGCCGUGCGGUGGGAAGCCUCCCCCAGUACGAGAAGGAUUUCCCUGCAAGUCUGCGAUGCAGUGACGGGAUAGAAGAUGAAAAUACACAAGAAGGACAAGCAGCAGAUGUUCACUGGCCUCCUGAAGCACACGCCACCUCCGGCCUCCGCUGCAGCAGCCUCCUCCUCUGCCUCGGACCAAAACAGCAACGCACAAACCACACUUCCCACAAUCCCACGGGGACACCUGGUCGUGGGCCCCAAGGACCAGCUCCGCCUCCUCACCCCUGUGGGCAGCACGGCGACAUCCAAUCACUGCGCGGUGGCCGGGGCCCAUGCCGCUAAGCACUCCGGAGGGGCCCCGCGACCUCCUUCCUCACUGAGCGAGGAGGAUGACGGAGGAGGAGGAGGAGAAGGAGGAGGCAGGGUGAAGAAGAAACGAAAGAAAAAGGACAAGAGGGAACGGGAGAAAGGAGGAGGGGAGGCAGGGGAACGAGAAAGCAGCAAACCAAAGAAACGAAAGGAGGAGAAACAGGCGACGACGGCGGUCACGCUGAGGAAGAGCAAGGAGCCCAAGGAAAGCAAGGAGCGAAAGGAGUACCGGACCAAGGGGAAGGAGGGCAGGAAGGGCAGCGGGGCCGAGCUGAAGAAUGUGGCAGGGGGGAAAGUGGCCCCCGGACCAGCUCAGGUGCCUGUUAAGGUGCCCGGCAAAAGAGGAAGGAAACCGAAAGUCAAAGUCCUACCUCUUGAACCCGCGAAUGAAGCACCCACCCCAGGCCUCCACUCUAAGCUCCCUGCACAGGGCGUCGGCAAGAACCACGGCCAGUCCAACAGCAAGGCUCCCGUCCCCUCGGCGCCAAAACAGAGGGGCCGCAAACCCAGAGAUCCUGGUGCAGCGCCUGUGGAGAAGAAGAAGAAGGGAAAGAGGAGAAACCAGGUUCUGGCUGUCCCGGAGGGGGCCGAGAGUGACGACACUACCUCAAUGUCAGCCCUCAACAUGGGUGGAGAGGACAGCCAGGACCCCCUGGACAACGCGAAGCGGCGCUCGGGACGUCAGGUCAAGAGGAGGAAGUACAACGAAGAUUUGGACUUUAAGGUGGUGGACGACGACGGGGAGACGAUCGCAGUUCUCGGAGCCGGUCGCAUCUCGGCGCUGAACGCCACAGCGCUGGCGUGGCAGGCUGAGGAACCUCCCGAGGACGAGGCCAACAUCAUUGAGAAAAUCCUGUCUGUCAGAAUAGUGAAGAAGGAGACUUCAUCAUCAGAGGACCAAGCGGAGGAGACAGAGGAGUUUUAUGUCAAGUACAGAAAUUUUUCUUACCUUCACUGCAAGUGGGCCACCCUGGAAGAGCUGGAGAAAGAUCCCAGAAUCCACCAGAAGAUUAAACGCUUCAGGACCAAACAGGCCCAGAUGAAACAUCUGUUCACCGAGCCCGAUGAGGACUUAUUUAACCCAGACUAUGUCGAGGUGGACAGAGUGCUGGAGGUGGCUGUUACCACAGAUACUGAGACUGGAGAGGAGGUGACCCAUUACCUUGUUAAGUGGUGCAGCCUCUCAUACGAGGAGGCGACGUGGGAGCUGCAGGAGGACUUGGACCCUGAGAAGAUCAAAGAGUUUGAGGAGAUCCAGAAGCUGCCGGCAGACCUCAGACACGUGGAGCGUCCUACUCCAGAGAAAUGGCAGAAGUUGGAGCGCUCCAGAGAUUACCGGAACGGAAACCAGCUCAGAGAAUACCAGUUGGAGGGAAUGAACUGGUUGCUGUUUAACUGGUACAACAGAAAAAACUGCAUACUGGCAGACGAGAUGGGGUUGGGAAAGACAAUCCAGUCCAUCACUUUUCUGUACGAGAUCUUCAACAUGGGGAUCCGAGGCCCCUUCCUCAUCAUCGCCCCCCUGUCCACCAUCACCAACUGGGAGAGGGAGUUUCGCACGUGGACGCAUAUGAACGUCAUCGUGUAUCACGGCUCGCAGAUCAGCCGGCAGAUGAUCCUCCAGUACGAGAUGUUUUACAGAGACCCACAGGGUAACACUAUCCCAGGUGUGCUGAAGUUUCACGGGGUGAUCACCACCUUCGAGAUGAUCAUGGCCGACUGUCCGGAGCUGAAGAAGCUCCACUGGCGCUGCGUGGUGAUCGACGAAGCCCACCGACUGAAAAACAGGAACUGCAAACUGCUGGAGGGGCUCAAACUCAUGAACCUGGAACACAAGGUUCUGCUGACGGGAACCCCUCUGCAGAACUCGGUGGAGGAGCUGUUCAGCCUUUUGAAUUUCCUGGAGCCGCUGCAGUUUCCUUCAGAGAGCACCUUUCUGGAAGAAUUUGGAGACCUGAAAACAGAUGAACAGGUGAAGAAGCUUCAGGCUAUUUUAAAGCCCAUGAUGUUGAGGAGGUUGAAGGACGAUGUGGAAAAAAACCUGGCGCCUAAAGAAGAGACCAUCAUCGAGGUGGAGCUGACCAACAUUCAGAAGAAAUACUACCGAGCCAUCUUAGAGAAGAACUUCUCCUUCCUGUCCAAAGGAGCCAACCAACACAACAUGCCCAACCUCAUUAACACCAUGAUGGAGCUCCGCAAGUGCUGCAACCACCCCUACCUAAUCACAGGUGCGGAGGAGAAGAUUCUGGAAAGCUUCAGGAAGAGCCACAGUCCGGAUGCACUGGACUUCCAGCUGCAGGCCAUGAUCCAGGCAGCCGGUAAACUGGUGCUGAUCGACAAGCUGCUGCCCAAACUGCUGGCCGGGGGACACAAGGUCCUGGUCUUCUCCCAGAUGGUCCGCUGUCUGGACAUCCUGGAGGACUACCUCAUACAGAGACGCUACACGUAUGAACGCAUCGAUGGCCGUGUGCGAGGAAACCUGCGGCAGGCGGCCAUCGACAGGUUCUGCAAGCCGGACUCGGACCGCUUCGUUUUCCUGCUGUGCACCAGAGCCGGAGGGCUGGGAAUCAACCUGACGGCUGCAGACACCUGCAUCAUCUUCGACUCGGACUGGAACCCCCAGAACGACCUGCAGGCCCAGGCACGCUGCCACCGGAUUGGCCAGAGCAAAGCGGUAAAAGUCUACAGGCUGAUCACCAGGAACUCAUACGAAAGGGAAAUGUUUGACAAGGCCAGUCUGAAGCUGGGGUUGGACAAAGCCGUCCUCCAAGACAUUAACCGCAAAGGAAGCCUCAACGGGGUGCAGCAGCUUUCUAAGCUUGAAGUGGAGGAUCUGUUGAAAAAAGGAGCAUACGGAGCCCUGAUGGACGAAGAAGACGAGGGCUCCAAGUUCUGCGAGGAGGACAUCGAUCAAAUACUUCAGAGACGCACUCAGACCAUCACCAUCCAGUCCGAAGGGAAAGGGUCCACGUUCGCUAAGGCCAGUUUCAUCUCGUCUGGUAACAGAACGGAUAUUUCUCUGGACGACCCCAACUUUUGGCAGAAAUGGGCCAAGAUCGCUGAGGUGGAGAUCGACUCCAAAUCUGAGAAGGAGUCCUUGGUGAUCGACACGCCUCGGGUCAGGAAGCAGACCCGGCACUACAACUCCUUCGAGGAUGACGAGCUGAUGGAGUUCUCGGAGCUGGACAGCGACUCUGAGGAGCGGCCAUGUCGGACUCGCCGCCUGGGCGAGCGCAGCCGGCGGUACCUCCGAGCCGAGUGCUUCCGGGUUGAAAAGAACCUGCUUAUCUUCGGGUGGGGUCGGUGGAAGGACAUCUUGAACCACGGUCGGUUUAAAUGGCACCUGGCCGAAAGAGACAUGGAGGUGAUCUGUCGGGCUCUGCUGGUGUACUGCCUGAGACACUACAAAGGUGACGAUAAGAUCAAGAGCUUCAUCUGGGAUCUGAUCUCACCCACCAAGGAAGGCCAGGACCAGGCUCUGCUCAAUCACUCUGGUCUGUCGGCUCCAGUUCCUCGGGGUCGGAAGGGGAAGAAGCUGAAGAACCAGCUGAACGUUCCUGAGGUGAAGAACGCCGACUGGCUGGUCCACUGUAACCCUGAGGUGGUGCUGCAGGAUGAGAGCUACAAGAAACACCUCAAGCAACACUGCAACAAGGUGCUGCUCAGGGUCAGGAUGUUGUACUACCUAAAGGUGGAGGUUUUGGGUGAGGCUGCCAAUCAGGCUCUCGAGGGGAUACCUUCCAGUAAACUCGAGGUGUCGCUACCCGACAUCGACUACAUCGAGAUUCCAGCCACGUGGUGGGAUGCAGAAGCUGACAAGUCUCUCCUCAUAGGAGUCCACAAACACGGCUACGAGCGAUACAACGCCAUGCGUGCAGAUCCAGACCUGUGUUUCCUGGAGAGAGUGGGAAUGCCAGACGUCACGGCGCUGUCUGCCGAACAGGGAGGAGGGGAGGGAGUCCCCGACCUGGCAGACAGUGUGUGCAAACCCGAGGAGGCGAAGGACGACACGGAAAGCAAAGCUGACGGAGGGGAAGACCGAGACGAGAGCAGCAAGGGAGAGGAGACCUGCUCCAGCACGGAUACCUCAGACAAGCCUGACAGCACAUGUCCAGACUCCCAGAUGUCAGGGGACUUGUGCGCUCAAGAUGGAACGUUGGUCACGACCACGACGACAGGAACGGGGACCGGGGUGGCGGCUCUCCACGUCGUACAAGCCCGGCCCCUCUGGCCCACCGGCCCCGCCCUGACGGCCCGUUUACGCCGCCUGAUCACCGCCUACCAGCGCUUCACGCUGCGCCGUGAGCCGCUGCUCAGGCACGACUUCCUGCUGCACGACGGCCUCGUCGGCGUGGGGAUCGGGGGAGCCGGAGCAGCUCACGGCCAUCAGGCUGGUGGGCCGUUGUCGUGGCAACUGGGUGAAGAGCUGAGGCGGUGUUCUGUGGUCGCCACGGAGCCCGACCCCCUGUUCCUGGAGUGGCAGAGAAGGUGGACUCGUCGAGAACAGGCGGAUUUCUACCGCACCGUGUCGUCGUUCGGUGUGGUGUACGACACCGAGAGGAAGGCCUUCGACUGGUCCCAGUUCAGAGUACUGGCCCGGCUGGAGAGGAAGACGGACGAGAGUUUGGAGAGAUACUUCAACUCCUUCGUCAACAUGUGUAGGACAGCCUGCAAACUGCCUCCAAGGAAGGAAGAAGGACCUGUGGAUCCAGGUGUGUUUGUCGAGCCUCUGACUGAAGAGAGGGCCGCUCGGACUUUAUACCGCAUCGAGCUGCUCCGCAAGAUCAGGGAGCAGGUUCUCCGUCACCCGUUAAUCUCGGCCCGCCUCCAGCUGUGCCGCCCCUCCCUGUACCUCCCGGUCUGGUGGGAGUCUGGCAAACACGACCGUGACCUCCUCAUCGGGGCGGCGCGACACGGCCUGAGCCGCACCGACUUCUACAUCCUGAACGACCCCCAGCUGAGCUUCCUGGAGGCUCACAGGAACUACGUCAGGGGACACCCCUCUCAUCUUCAUCCUCAAAGUCAUCAUCACCCUCACCAUCCCGGUUUGGCGACUCAUCCUGGCAUCUCAUCCUCCUCCUCCUCCUCCUCCUCGUCUCAUCCACAGCUGCCUCAUCCUCACUGCUGUCUGUAUGACUCAGGACUCAGCCAUCACUCCUCACAGCCUCCUGAAUAUCCCCACCAGUCCUCUCACCACCACCUCCAUCACCACCAGCACGCCCCCGCGCCUCCAUCGGCUCCGUCUCCUUCCUCCUCCUCUCACCCGCACCUCCACCCUCCACCACUGGAUGCCCACAGCUCUGCCUCACCGAGUCUGGGAAUAGUUUCUGGGUCACGGGGAGAUUUCCUCGACUGUCCUCCUCUGGAUGAGACCCUGGAGCUGGGUUCUCUGCACCACGACGCCAUGUCUGCAGAUGCUUUACACGGAGGGAAGGCCUCCAAAGACGCCCUCAACGGUUUCCCGUUCAAUUCGGCUGCAGGGGGUCAAAGCAUGCUCAACUCGUACGGCGUGGGGGGAACCGAUCUGGAUUCAAAACUGAGGAGCGAUGUGCUCGUCGGUGAGCAGGGCUCUUCGGAGGAAACCGGGCUGAUGGCGCCAUCAGUGGAGCUGGAUCAGUUACAGGCUCCCUGGGACGGCACAGACCACUCCAGCCCGGCUCACCACAUGUUCAAUGAAUCCGAUCCGAUCCUGGGUCCUUCCACUCUGGAGGCGGGCUUCCUGGAGGAGGAGGACGAGGAGGCGCAGGCGGGGGACAGAGGAGGCGAGGAAGGUGGAACCCUGGAGGAGUGUUUGGGCCUCCCACCCUCAUCCUCUCCUUCCCACCCGUCUGCAGGAGACCCUGUGGAGCCGCUGUCGUCCAGUUACAUGCUCUUCAAGGACAUUGGUGUGAGCGAGGAAACCAGCGCAGACCAAACUGACCUGUCGGCGAGCCCCCCUCCUCCCUACGUCCCCCCUCCUCCGCUCUCUCUGUCUGACAUCACUGCCCACGAGCCGCAGGACAGGCUGGGCCACUCUGACGUCGCCGACAGCCUGACCAAUCCUGUGGAGGACGCAGAGAUCCAGGAAGGAGGCGUCGAGUUUGAGUUUGAUGACAAAGAGGAAGAUGAAGUGUCGGCUAUCGAGCAGAACAAGCGAAGAGAUCAAAGUCUGGACAGACAGGACUGUGAUGCUGACCAGGGCCAAAGUUUGGAAGUCUUGAAUCCAUCCAUGGAAGUACCACAGAUGGAUGGGAUAGAGCCAGAGCCAGAACAGGACGAGAGGAUGGAGGUCUCGGCCCAAAUGUCUCAAGACCUGCAGGAGACCUUCGACCAAUCAGAGUGCAAAGAGGAGUUACCGCAAGACGUACACCCUUUUCUGGAACCGGAGGGAAGUCUGGCAUGUCCCGAGUCCAUCGAAGAGCCCGAGGAGGGAGUGGACGGUCUGAUUUUGUAUCAAGCUGUGGAGGAAGAGCCGAUGGAAAACUCUCUUGACACCGAAACAUUGAUGGGGAACACGGCUGGAGAGUUUGUGCGAGCCAGCGGAGAGGACGGUCCAGUGGACCUUGCGGAUCAAGUGGAUGAGAUCUCAGAAGGGCAGAUGGAUCACGUGUCUCUCAUGGAUGUUCAACCCUGUGACGAAACCACAGGAAAAGCUGGAAAACAACUGGACACCAAACCCAAUGAGAUGGAGAUGGAGAGCAUUUACUCUGAAUACACACUCGUCCCGUGCCCUGCUACUUCUGUCUCAUCCCCUACACUCGCGUCAAAGUCUGAUGAAAGCUCCGCAAAGAACCAUGACGGAGCUGCAGUCGAAACUGAAGUGUCCAUGGAUCAGGAAAACUCUGAAGGUACAGAAGAUCUGACUUCAUCAGGUGGCAGCAGAGACCGUAAGAACAGAACCUUGACAUUCUCCCUUGAUCAGGACAACAAAGACAAUCUGCUUGAACAAAGUGAAUUUGAAAUGGCUCAUACUCUACCUGCUAACAGCACUGACAGGAAGCCGUCUGACCUUAAAUCUUCUCUUUUAGCAGACAAUGGUGGGGAGAAGAAACCACAGCCACCGGAGCUGCCAAUCAAAGCAGAGGAGAACAAGAUGGAGACUGCUGUGGACGUCUAUCCUGACAGCUCUGAAGUCAAACAAGGAAAAUUCUUUUCCUGCACCGUCAAGUCUGAAGAAUUGGUGACCAAAGCCGAGCAGUUUGACUAUCCUGUCAAAUCAGAAACACUUGAGACCAAACCUGAACAUCUCAGCCUCCCUGUAAAGCCUGAGAGUUUAGACAGUAAACCUGAAGUCCUCCAGCUUGCGGCCUACUCAGAUGGUGCCGAAGUCAAAGGUGAAGCGAAACCCGAAGCUCUCGGGCUGGCCGCUUAUCCAGAUGGAGCCAAGCUUAAGACUGAGACAAAGCCAGAGGGCCUGAAGUUCACCGCCUACCCAGACAGCUCUGACAUUAAACCUGAGGCCAAGCCAGAGGGCCUCGAGUUCAGGACGUUACCCGACAUCAAAGCUGAGACGAAGCAAGAGCUGCUGGAGGCGGACAGCACAGUCCUGACCCCGAAGCUGGAGCAGGUGGACGGGCUGGUGGACACCUCAGGAAAUCUGGUGGUGAAAGGCCAAGUGAAGGAGGAGAGGCCAGCUACACCCGUGCCUGUGGUGGAAGGUUUCGUGGGCAGCCCCAGGUUUGCAGCUCCCAUCUCGGUGUGUGAGAUCCCCGACAGCCUCCACGACACCAGGGAGCCGACCAUCGCUCAGCUGCUGCAGGAGAAAGCACUUUACUCCUUCUCCGACUGGCCGAAGGACCGAGUCAUCAUCAACCGCCUGGACAGCAUCUGCCACGCCAUCCUGAAGGGGAAGUGGCCUUCAUCGAGUGAGCAGUACGACUCGCCCGCCUCUCUGGCUGCCAACUCCUGCCUGGCCAACAGUUUAGCCCAACACCAGCACCACCGAGCAGGCUUCCUCCCCACCACGGCCUCGAGCUCCGUCCCGGGCCAGCCCAGGGUCCAGCAGGCCAACCCUGGGCUGGGCUUCUCCAUCCCUCCUCCUCUCACAAGACUCCCCAAGUACAUGCAGCGGGGCGGGGCAUGCGGGCGCGGAGCUUGGCGCCUCACCUCCUUGCCUCUCUUACAGGAGAGGCUCGUGGCUCCUCCCUACCUCCCCGAGCUAAAACGAGCGGGAGGUCGGAGGUCUUUCGACUACGAGGCUGCUGCCGCUGCAGCGGCUGCCGCCAAGGCUUUAGCCAGCAAAUCGGCACCGUCGUGCCAUACUGCUGCCACCACAAGCUCAAGUGGUGCUGCUCCGGUGGUGGCCCCGCCCUCUCACCGUACAGGAGCCAUGUUGAUAAAUGGCUGGCAAGAAUCGGCCAUUGAUCUAACCAAGACGUCCGCUGAAAUAAGCACCACCAGUGGCAUUGGGACAGGAGAAGCUGUGGUCGCACCUGGAAUGGGCCACCAUGGUGCCGGUGCUGGCAGCAGUCACAAGCUGCCGCCACCACCACCACCGCCACCCAUCACAGCACCACUAACGGGCUCUGUGGGUAUCGACAUGGCCGGGAUACUGCAGGCCGGCCUCAUCCAUCCUGUAACGGGGCAAAUAGUUAACGGAAGCCUGAGGGGAGAUGACUCACUGAGGAGGAGGAGAGGCAGGAGGAGAAACGUGGAGGCUCUGUACUCUGAGUUCACCAAGAGCAGAGGACUGCACCUCCCAGAGACACAGGGCCGGGUGGAGGUUAUCAGCCACUCCUCGGUCUCGUCCUCCACCUCCUCGCCGUCCCCCUCUCCUUCAGAGCGACCCGCUGGCCCUCCCACACCAUCCUCCUCUUCUACGCCCACCCCCACCCAGACCCCUCCUCAGCCAGAGAUCGUCGCCAUCGACCGAGAGGCAGCCAGUAAAGGUCUGAUCGAGUGGCUGCGACAGAAUCCGGGCUACAGCAUGGAUCUCCCCGCGUUCGCUCACUCUGGAGCGGGUCUGUUACAUGGUUUUGUGGAGCGUCCCAAGCAGAGGAGGCAUCGCUGUAAAGACCCCACCAAGCUGGAUAUUAACUCUUUGACAGGGGAGGAGAGGGUGCCUGUUGUGCACCGAGGCACCGGACGCAGGCUUGGUGGCGCUAUGGCUCCAGCCAUAAAGGAGCUCUCCAGGUGGUUGGAUGCCAACUCAGAGUACUAUGUAGCUCCAGACUGGGCUGACGUGGUCAAACACUCUGGUUUCCUCCCUGAGGGGAAGUUCUCUCGGAUCCUGACGGAACCAGUCAACAGAGACCCGGGCUCUCGGCGCCGUGGACGGCGGCCUCGCAGCGAGAUGCCCAAGCCCCUCCUGUCCGUCUCCGAUUCCGCCUCUUCUGGCCUCGGCCCACCGCUCUUCAUGAAUGGCGGGUUGAUCGGCAGCAUGGACUCCAUGGUGGCCAUGCAGAACCUCCGUGGCGGUAUUCCUGGAAUUCCCAUCUCGGGGAUCAUGGCGGCGGGAUUCCCACAUGGUUUCCCCGCAGCCGUCCAGGCAGGAGGAGCUGGAGCUUCGGCAGACGAUGCCAAGAACGGCUUGAAUAUGUUACCCAUGAUGCUGCACGGCAUCCCGCACCCCCAUGGGGCUGCGAUCCCUCAGCAUGCCUUGUUUAGCGUUGGUGCAAUGAUGGCGCACGCGCCACCGCCACCCUCUCCUCACCCCUCCUCCUCCUCCUCUUCUUCACUGUCUGCUGCAAAGGUCACCACAACAACGGCGCCGUCUACGUCUGAGGCAGCCAGUCCCUCGUCGACGACGCCUGCGGAGCGAGAGGGCGCCGCCUCUUCUGGCUCUGGUGGAAGUGAAAAGGAGAGGAGCCGGGAGGAGAAAGCGGCAGCAGAAGCCAGCAAAAGAGCGGGAGGGGCGGAGGCGGCAGCGGCAGCCAUCAUUACCUCCAGCAGCAGGGCACACCUUGGCUCUGCACACCUCGGAGCUGGCGCCGGCAGCCAUCUUACCUUCAACCCCUUCCUGAUCCCGGGCAUGUCCCACGGCCUGCUGUACCCGCACAUGUUCUUGCCACACGGUGGCAUCAUGGCGCUGCCCGCCAUGCCUCCCGGCGCUGUAGACGGCUCCCCGGGCAGCCCCAAGAGGAGGAGGAAGAGAGGGAGGGAGGAAGGGGAAAGAGAGGAGGAGAGGGAGAAGGGUGCGACGGGAAAGGAAGAGGAGAGAGAAAGUACAGUUAAAGCUAGCGUUGCCUCCCACCCGGCCUCCUCCUCGUCUCCCUCCGUUCCCUCUACCUCGGCUGCAGACCCAGGCCCGUCUCCACCCGAAGAGCCCCAGACUGAGCAGGGAGACGCAGAGGAUGGGCCUGCAGAGCCCCAGGAACCAGACUCCCAUAACGAGCUCGACGGAGCAGCAACAGAGGAGACAGAGGAAACAUUGGAGGAUACAGGAGGAGAGGCAGCGGAGGAGGGGGAGGAGGAGGAGAAACAGGACACUGAGGAGCAGAGACGGGCAGAAGGAGAGGAAGCGUAGAGGAGGACAGAGAGACACCCACUUCCUGCUCCUCUCUCCUCCGUCACUCUCUUUCUCGACUGAGUGUAAAGUUUGUGCCGUGUCUGUCAGUCAAUGUUCAUGUAAAGACUUUUAUUAUGAUGAUGACUAAUAAUAACGAUGAUGAUUAUAUUCACCUGGGUUAUGUUUAUAUACCAAGACCCCACCCGUCCUCGCCACACCCUCCUUGUAUACGAAAAACUAGUGUAAGAAACGAUCUUCUGUGUAUUCUUCCCUUUCAUUCUGCAUCAAGACUGAGUCGAGAGGGACAUCAAGAGGAACACACACACACACACACACACACACACACACACACACACUGCAGGCGAUAUGUGCUAACCAAGGAGCAGCUUUGGCAGUAAUAUUGUUCCGUUAAAAGACAAAGUGUUGCAAAGUCGUGGACGUGCAGCUUUGGUGUGGUGUGUUUGCACGAGGAUGAUGACAGAGUUGAGGCUCAGCUGUCAGACGUGGUUGCCUAGAAGCCGUUCGAAUUUCUUGCCACAGUUUGGGAAUUCAGAGGAGCACUUGAGUGUCUUAUGUUCAAGGCCCAAAAACCGAGCCGGUACUCUCUUUGUUUUUUGUUUUUUUUGAUUUUCACUUGACUGAGUGAUAUUUUUUGGGGAUUUUCUCUGUGCAAUGUUCAGAAACCUGCAGGCUAGACUGACCAGUCCGAACCCGCAUUCCCCCAUAACACGAGACACUAAAACACUUUGUUCCCCGGUCGCUACUGAGGGAACACACUGAUGAAACAUUAGCUUGACAUGCAAAAGCUGCUCUAGCAGGAAAACAGACAGCAGCCCAAACACGUUUCAGAGUGUAGGCCUUUUGGAAAACUGAGGCACCUUGAGGUGACAUUUAGUGCAUUUGAAAAAGCUGCCAAAUCUAAAAUUGAGAAAAUAGCGACUAAUAUUGACCAGAAGCUGGGAUUAUUGUAGCUUGACUACAAGAUAACUUCUUAUUAUUGUGGAAUUGGAUGUUAUUGCUGCUAUAACUUCUUUUUAAAAGAAGUUCUGAGAGUUAAAAGUUCAUUCUCUCUACAAUCAAUCUGGAUUCUAAGAACAGCUCCACCUUCUCGCUUGCUUUCAUUGAUAAAAAGCAGAGAACAAUCAUUUCUUCUAUUACUGUUAAGAUCAUGUCAGUUUCUUUAUUUUAAAACAAGCAGUCACUUUGAGAGAUUUUCCAUCAGGUUUCAGAAGAAAUGAGAGCCUUCCAAUGUGAGGAGCUCAGUCAGGCCACCAGGGGGCGAUGUGAGGCAGAUUUGAUUGUAUCCUGUCCUGGAAACACAGGGGUGGAGGGAUAGCGGGAGAAAAGAGGAGAUGAAGAGGAGGAUGUGGGGGGUGGGGUUUUCCUGCUUUUAUCAGAGUCCCAAAUGGAAUUAAGUUGCAGCAACUCAAAUCAAACUCAUCAAGCUCAUCACAGAUGACCGCUUCAAAGUGUUUGUGAUUAUGACCUGUAGCAUCUUUGUUUUGGCCAAAAUGUCGUCAGUGUUCAGAGAGAUUAUGUGUAUGUUGUCAACCAUCUGUCCAGUGAAAGGGAAUUAUUAUUUUUUGUUUAAGAAAGAAGAACAGAUAAGAGAGGACGAGGAGGCAUACGAAGCGCUCGGGUUGCUGGCUGGUUUCUAAAUAUGUAAAUCUGUCUAAGCUGUAUAUUGCUUUUUUUUUUAAUUUCUUUCACCUUUUGUGUUCCUCCAUCGGGAAAAGAAAAUACUUGACAAAUGCCAGGUGGAUUUUUGCAUUGAGGUUAGUCCCAGUGUUUUCUCUAUCAAACAGACUGUACUGUACGUUAAAUGGAUGCAAGUCGCUGGUUUUAUUCAGAACAGGGUCGUCUGUGCUCGGGGGGUUGAUGUCAGAUGUUUCUGUUUAUGAUUUCACUCUUGUUUUCAUACAUGAAAACAUUAUUUUUGCACAGUGUCUUUUUUUGUGAAUGUUAACCUGUUAAUCCUUUAUGUGUGCGUGCGUGUGUGUGUUUUUGUGUGUGUGUGUGUGUGUGCAUGCAUGCGCACACCUUUUGUCAUGGAGCGUUUGUUUCUUCUUCUGUCUUCGUCCUCACAGGUCACAUUUCCUGUCGGGUGGGGGAAAAACGUAGUCGUUGCCUUGUCACAAGUUUGUGGCUCCAUAUAAUUUAUUAUACUUUUAUUUUGCUUUGCCAAACUCUCACCAAAUAUGACAUUCUUUCUCUCUGAGUUUCAUCAUGUAUUAUUCUAAAGAAAAAUGCCUUAUUUAGCGACUGUGUUUUUGUAUCGAUGUUCUGUUACAUCUCCAUGUUAUCGUGCUCGUGUUCAGUUUGUCCGUUGCUUGUACGCGCCUCAGUGAUGUGCAUUAUCUUCAAAAGCGGAUGCGACGGUACCGCAGUCCAAAUCAACUGCGUUAAUUCCCAAACGUCAAUCAGAAAAGAUCCUCAAAGCACAAAUGGGAGAGUGACAAAAAGUGACUGUUUUCUUACCAGUGCCUCUAAAACCACUCCAGUUUCUCUUUCUGUGGGCUUCACUUUGCACUGUGUUGACAUCACGUCUCUGCAGUAAUGCUGCAACUUUCAUGAUUUAUCUGCCAGUUAAUUGGAUGACAGAAGCAAUUUACCACUUUGAGCAAACUGCUUCUUUCAUGCAAACCAGCAGUCCAAAACUCGAAGAUUCUUUGUUUAUUGUCAUAAAUGACCAAGAAAGGCGGCGAAUUGUGACAAUUAAGAAGCUGGAGCCAGCAAAUGACUGAAACGAUUGAUUAAUGGGCUAAUCGUUGCAGCUCUUCUCUAACAUGUGGAAAUGUAACUCUCACCAUUCGCAGAUGACACCAUGCUGUUCAUUAAAGGGACAUUUUGCAGUAUUUCCAUCAUGACUAUUUGUCGAUGUAACAUUUUACUCACCAACUCAUUUUUGUGGAGAAUUCCAGCAAGAUGUCAGUGAGCGCAGAACCUCCUACAGCUUUUCUAAAAACUGAAAACUUGCUCUGCUGUAAAUUCAUGUAAACGAUGUAUGGAGCUGCAUGGCACUUCUGGGUCAAGCUCCAAAACAGGAUGUGAUGUCAUAUGUUUUUAUUAUUCACGGCUGAUACCGAUUAUUAGUAAAGAAGGUUAUCUGAAGUGGAUCAACCACAGCGAGUACAUAGCUGAUUAGUGGGAAGAGUGAAAGAAUGUGAAGCUCGGUAAUGAAUCGGAAUUUGGCUCUCACAUUUGCAGCACCAGUAGGAUUCGGUUCUGUUGGGUGCGGAUUUUAGGGCCGUGCAGAACUUACAGCAAACAGGACAGGAUGGUUGAUGGUUCUGUUGUGUUGGAUUUGGAAAGCUGUAGGAGGUUCGUGCUGUGUUUCGUGAGUGUUUCUCCACAGUGAAGCCGUUGAGUAAAAUGUUACGACAACAAGACGGAGUUUGUGAUACACCAGAAUUUCCCUUUAAGCACGGCUGUUAAAUCCCAUCCCGUUCCGCUCACUGAGGCCUUCUGUUUGGUAUCUUCUCGGAUGAUAAUGCGUGAUGGUUCUUAUGUGUUUGAUCAGAUCCCUGAAACUAAAAACAUGUCAUGAGUGAAUCAGACGUGGGGUCUAAUUGUUCUGCACUGCAGCUAAAUUAUCUGAAAGUUUUCAAAGGAAAAAGAAACACAGCCCAUGUGUGCUCAUCAUUUCCUGUUACUGACUCAUUCUCGUGUGAAAGAAACUUGAAACAAACCCGUAGGUGCAGUGUGUGACGACAGGUGGAGGUGGGUGGAGGCGAUGGUUCUGUAUUGUCUGUUCGUGUCACAUCAUGCCUUCUUUAACAGUGUUCUCUCUUUUCAGUGAAGUCCUUCGAACUGUUCUUCAGAACGGUCACCUCAAUGUUGUAAACGUUAUCUCUCAUCAUAAAUAAUGUAUUUAUUGUAUAGUUCUUAUCUUUACAUCGUUGUCUCAUGACUGAUUAUUGGCUGGUUUUGUUACUCUUGAACGGCUCCUGAGAAAAGAAAAAGAAAAAGCAUUUUGGUUCACAUGGAAGUUCAACUGUCUUUGGCUUUUCUUCGUAGCCCUCGUCACCUGCUAAACCUGCUUAUGUUUAUUUUUUUCUCCGAUGUAAUGACAUGCUAAAGAGUCCUCAGAAUAAGGGCUCUGUGUGCCAUACAGCUAUGAAUUCUAAAGUGUUGAAUUUUCUGGGUGAAUUUUAGGACUGAAAACCAGCAGUUUCUGGUCAGAAGCUGGAUUUUGUGGCCUGAUUUAUUUUAUUCCUUUUCAAACGUUCUAGAAGGUGAUAACGCCUGAGAAAUGUUUGUCACCGUCUCGUACACAGUCAGCAGGUAACCAAACCAUCACAUACACGCUGGUUCUGCUGUUUGACCCGCACAUGAGGGACCUGGUUUUGACCUCCUGCGUCACCACCAUCACUCUGUUCUUGAUUACAUUCGGGGCUGCUGGGUUUCGUCUGGCCUUCGUUAAGUCAAAGAGUCCACGUUCAGGUCGCCCAGUUGGGAAAUAUCUGCCCUGCUGAAGUGUCCUUAAGCAAGACACUGACUCCCUGCCAGCUGAUUUGGAGCUGACCUUUGACCUCCCUGUGGAAGGAGGCCACUUCCGCUUUGUAAUGGGAUAAAGCUGAAGUCUAAACAUGAAGAAAGGAAAAAAAGGGGAAUGCAGAGCCAAAUCCAAACACACGUACAAAAGUUCAGAGGAUAACACGUUAAAUGUGUCAAAUCUCACGCUGGUCCAUUUAAGAAAAUGAUCAAAACCUGAAAGAGAAGAUCUUUUGUAAAAGGUUUCUGUCCGGCUGGUUUCACAGACACUGGAAUAUUUUCUUGGCAGAGGAGAUGAAUACAUAAAGAAUUACGGCUCCUGGAUUCAUUCACCCCCUCCACGUAGCAUUAAGAUAUUCUGAGGCUUAAGGCUUCCUUUGGGUUCUUGACCUUCUCUUGCUCUUUGCUUAUUGUACCCAUUUGUGUUCGAGAGGCACAUUGAAGGGAAACAGCAGCACCAUCAUGCAAAUUAAAAUAAUUAGUUUUAUUUUUUGUUGUUUUUUUUUUGUUUUGUUUUUUAAAAAGUACACGUCUGCAACUGUGAGCAAGCAGGAAUAUCCUUCCUCCUCCUCCUUCAUGUCUGUGAAACCACCCAGCUCGGUGUUAGAGGACAGGUCAAAUACCUGACUGGUCACGGCUCCUGCACUAAAAUCCCUGAACUGAGUGCAAAGUAAUCCACGAGGACGUCCUUCCAAAAAAAGUGGAGAAAAAUCCAAUAACUGGCUGCUCCUUAAGCCAGAAACCUGGUCAUCACUAAGUAAGUUCUCUGGUGGGGGUUUUUAAUCUUUCUUUUCCUUUCUGUUUGUUUCUUAUUUGUACCUAUAGCUCUCUGUAUUCCCAUGUGGACCAAUCUCAUGAGUCAGAACAUGGUAUGUGUGAUCUUUUAUUGUGCAAUAAAAGAUGACUUUCAACUUUC
Scatophagus argus is the source of this 16526-nucleotide messenger RNA. It is a transcript of the gene chd6, whose product is annotated as chromodomain helicase DNA binding protein 6. NCBI's taxonomy places the organism in Eukaryota, Metazoa, Chordata, Actinopteri, Scatophagidae. The record is from RefSeq and is a predicted model, not a curated record. Gene Ontology annotation, molecular function: protein binding; ATP binding; ATP-dependent chromatin remodeler activity. Bases 416 to 11134 code for a protein of 3572 amino acids. The transcript is spliced from 45 exons.